GCGCCUGCGCAGUGCGAACGGCAAGGCUGCCAUCAGCACGGCGAGGGAAGGCUUUCGGGCCGGGCCAUGGCAGAAGCCAGGGAGGCCCCGAGAGAAGGUGGAGGUGGUGGCGGAGGCGGUGGGAGCGUCCCCCGGGCCCAAGAAGAAGAAGAAGAAGACAAAGAAGUGGCGAUGAGCGCGGGGGAAUACUCCAGGCGCGUGCACCAAUGGCUCUGGGACUCGUACUGCGGUUACCUCAGCUGGCAGGGCGGCCUGGCGGCGCUCAUGGCCGGAGCGGCGAACGCGGCGGCUUCGGCCCCGCCCCCCGGCGCCUAUUACCACAGCGCCAACUUCAACCCCUGCUACUACCUCCUGGCUGCCUCCGUUGCCCCCGAGGCCGGCUCGGCUCCGGCCCGCCCGACCCCGGCUUGGCCCCCGCCCGCAGUUCGACAUGGGCCCCCGGCCCUGCGCCCGGCUCCUCCCGCCGUCGCUGCCCCAGCUGGCGGUUCCCAACGGGAGCCUGGCCGGCCCGCAGGUCGUGAAUACGUAAUCCCGUCUUUGGCUCAUCGAUUUAUAGCAGAGAUGGUGGAUUUCUUUAUUCUUUUCUUUAUCAAGGCAUCAAUAGUUUUGAGUAUUAUGCACUUAAGUGGAAUAAAGGAUAUCUCAAAGUUUGCUAUGCACUACAUUAUAGAAGAAAUAGAUGAUGAAACUUCCAUGGAAGACUUGCAAAAGAUGAUGAUAGUGGCCCUUAUCUACCGAUUGCUGGUCUGCAUCUAUGAGAUUAUUUGUAUUUGGGGAGCUGGUGGCGCAACUCCUGGGAAAUUUUUGCUAGGCCUUCGAGUUGUGACGUGUGAUACAUCAGUACUUAUUGCACCAAGUCGUGUGUUGGUGAUACCAUCGUCUAAUGUGAGCAUAACAACGUCUACAAUACGAGCUUUGAUCAAGAAUUUUUCUAUUGCUUCCUUCUUUCCAGCAUUCAUUACUCUCUUAUUCUUUCAACAUAACAGAACAGCCUACGAUAUUGUAGCAGGGACUAUUGUAGUAAAAAGACAUGGUCUCAGAUGAUACUCAAGGACACCUUUAUUCCACUGUUCAAAUAUACUGGAAUCACUUUGCUGGAUUUCUGAAUCUCACCCUAGAACAGUGCCAAUUACAACAUUGAGUCACAACAUGAGUGCAAUAAGUCUUGGGGACCGGUGCUGAAUGAAUUUGAGAAUAUUUGAACAGAAACAGAUGACUCAAAAUCUUCAAAAGUCAUUGGCAGUUUCAAAGGAAUAGUAUUUCUCUUAUGAGAGGAAUACUAAUUCUGUAUCAAAAGAGAAUUUACGGUAUUUUUUAUGGAAACUAAACCAUUGUCAUUGUUGGAGCAACCAAAGCAAUUGCAGUGUUUUUGAGAGAAAUUUAUUACAGAGAAUUGUUUGCUCUUGUUUUGGUGGAUUUGUAAGUGUUUGCUACUCAUAUAGAAGCCUUAUCAUUAAUUGCUCACACAACCAUUGUAUUUUCAAUACUGAAGAAAUUUCUGUACAUAUGUUCAAUGUCUUGCAUGAUAUGAGUAUCUUGAACAAAAUACAAAUUCAACAUAUCAGAUAUUACAAAGGCAAGUAAAACUAGUAUUAAUUAACAGGUAAAUACUGAGAACUUUGACAGUACUGCUAUAGGCAACCAAGACAAAUUCAAUUUAACCCCUGCUUUGGAUGGUUUAUAAAUUGUUUUCCCAUAAACUUUCAAGUUUUCUAUAAAAGCAUAGAAAAUUUAAAUAUGUAUUUUAUUGUGUAAAACACUUAUUUCACUUAUUUAACAACAGCCAAACUAAACUUUGAAUAAACCAGAGAAAAUUUAUGCAUAACCUUUUGCACCAUUUUAUAAGAAAAUGAGGUUUCUUAUAUUAAAAUAAAUUACAUAAUUGCUAAUGCAAUAUAAAGGGUGUAAAAAUGUAAAUUAGUACUCUUAUUUUAUCUGCCUGUGUGCCUGGAUCACUUAAAUUAUACUUACAAAAUAAAGCCUAUUUAUUUUGCAUGGUUUAUUUUUAUA
Messenger RNA from Thamnophis elegans (Western terrestrial garter snake), 2010 nucleotides. RefSeq names its product protein FAM8A1-like. The record is from RefSeq and is a predicted model, not a curated record. The coding region runs from base 67 to 1044 and encodes 325 amino acids. Lineage: Eukaryota; Metazoa; Chordata; Lepidosauria; Squamata; Natricidae. The transcript has 5 exons.